Molecule: messenger RNA, 393 nt
Organism: Ogataea philodendri
Lineage: Eukaryota; Fungi; Ascomycota; Pichiomycetes; Pichiales; Pichiaceae
Exons: 1
Coding region: 1-393 (130 amino acids)
Source: RefSeq, a predicted model, not a curated record
AUGGAACAGAAGAUGAAAAUAAUCACAAAAAUUCCGUUUCCAGGACUGGCAAAGGUCGAGGCAGGUUGGCCCGUUGCAACGAUGUUCAUCAGGUUCAACAGCAGAUCCACCCAUCCUUCAAGAGAGAUGAUUUGGAAAAGAGUCGACAAGGAACUGGAUAUUCCGUCAAAGUUGAGGGUCGGGUUCGAGUACGAUUUGGGUGACACAAUGUCCCAUUUGAACACCGUGUUGGUGUACUCCAUGGUACAUUCGGCCUUGGUAGACUCGCCAUCGGUACAAACAGCCAGUUUGCCAACAAAAAGGUGCAGUCCCCAGAUCGAAAAUGGUAGCAGAACACUCAUGGAGAUCAAAACGGCAGCAAGCAUCUUGCGCGCGCCAGAAAUGACAGCAUAG